Messenger RNA from Caenorhabditis briggsae, 522 nucleotides. RefSeq names its product Protein CBR-RSP-6 (gene Cbr-rsp-6). The transcript has 3 exons. Gene Ontology annotation, biological process: mRNA splicing, via spliceosome. The record is from RefSeq and is a predicted model, not a curated record. Gene Ontology annotation, molecular function: RNA binding. Bases 1 to 522 code for a protein of 173 amino acids. Lineage: Eukaryota; Metazoa; Nematoda; Chromadorea; Rhabditida; Rhabditidae. Gene Ontology annotation, cellular component: nuclear speck.
AUGGACGCCAAGGUGUACGUUGGCGGUCUUCCCAGUGAUGCAACAUCACAAGAGCUCGAAGAGAUUUUCGACCGAUUCGGAAGAAUUCGCAAAGUUUGGGUAGCUCGCCGCCCUCCAGGUUUCGCUUUUGUCGAGUACGACGACGUUCGUGAUGCUGAAGAUGCCGUCCGCGCACUUGAUGGAUCGAGAAUUUGUGGUGUUCGUGCUCGUGUAGAACUUUCCACUGGACAACGCCGUGGUGGUGGCGGUCGCGGUGGUGGUUAUGGCGGUGGAUAUGGUGGCCGAGGAGGAGGUCGUGACAGUUCAAUUCGUGGACCAUAUUUCAAAAUUUUAGCGGACUCCGCUCGUCCGCGUCCCCAUCUGCCAUCCCAAACUUCACUCUCUUCCACUCCUCUCCAUCUUCUGUCGUCACGACACCUUCUUCUUCUCUUCCACACCACUUUGCGCCCUUUUCUUCUCCCAAAACAAUCGCCAGAGAAUUGUAUCUGUCGCGUUUCAUCAGCUAAACUUCCGCCGCAGUAG